AUGGCUGCUACUUUGGAUACAAUGAGCGAUACAUUACCUGAAAACAAGGCUUCAGAACCACAAUAUAUCGAACUGGAAGAUUCCCCAGUAAAACCUAAGAUACAAUCAACUAUAGAUACAAUUCAGCAAACAACACCUCAAAAACCAAACUUCAAUACACCAGCAAAAGAUGUGUUGAACCAAGAGCAACAAAAUUCAAAUAAUAGUACGCCUUCAAAGACUCCUAAGCAGAAACAAAAAGAAGAGGAAAGAAUUGCUAAACUUAAGCAAAAAGAAUUAGAGAAACAAGAAAGGGAAAAAGCAAAAGAAGCUGAAAAACAAUUAAAGGAGCAAAAACGUCUUGAAAAAGAACUUGAGAGAAAGAAGGCAAAUGAAGAAAAGGAAAGAAUCAAGAAGGAAAAAAGAGAUCAAUUGCAAAGAGAAAAAGAAGAAAAAGAGAAACAAAGAUUGAAAGAAAAGGAAGAAAAGGAGAAACAAAGACUUGAAGAGAAAAAGAGGAAAGAAGAGGAACGUUUGAAAAAAGAAGAAGAAAAACAAAAAAUUGAAGACGAAAAGAAGAAAGCUGAAGAAGAGAAAUUAAAACAAAAGCAAAAAUUACAAAUUUCAAAUUUUUUCAAACCAAAAUCUGUCGUCAAGAGUUCAACAAUUACUGAUGAAUCUACAACUAAAGAAGAAUCUUCUAAUCUUGAUUAUUCAAGAUCAUUCCAUGAGUUUUACCUAAGGGCAAAUGUUAAGCUUUUACCACUUCCAAACAAAAUUGAUACUAAAUCAUUUGAUGAAAAUUUACAAUCUUCUAAACCAAAUGAUUUGAAAAAUUGGUUUCAAUCUAAGCAUAAUCAAGAUAAUCUUAAUGAUAUCCAAGAAAGUACUACUGCUAAAUAUAUUUUUGAAAAUCAAUUAGAUGCUGCACCUUUGGAAUUUAAAUAUAUUAGAUUUUAUGAAAAUAUUAGAACAUAUAUUGGAACAUACACAAAAGAUCCAAAACUAGGGAUUGGGAGAAAUCCAUUUUUGUCCAUUGAAACUCCGUUUAUAGAUUGGGAUGAUGAACAAGAGGAGGAUGAAGAAGGGGAAGGGGAAGAUAUAGAUGAAGAAGAUGACGAUGAAGAUGAUGAAGACGAUGAAGGAAGUGAAGAAGAUUUAUCAGAUUUCUUAGAAGAUGAUAAAAUAACAAAUACAAAGAAAAGAGCACUUGGUCCAUUAGUACCCAUUGUUCAUUGGCAUGAAACAUCUGAAAUUGAUUUGAAGCUAGAAAUCUUAAAAGAGAAUGUUACAAGUAUAGAUCCAUUUCAUAAUUAUUGGGAAACUAUAACAAUAAAUUCAGAUGGUGUAUCGAUAAGUGAAGAACCAAAACCCAAAAAGACCAAAACAUUAAUUUUAGAAAGAAAUGAUUUAGAAAUUUUUGCUAAAGAAGUUCAUAAUACUGAUUUCACCGUACCAACUAUGGUCGAAUUAUUAAAGAAAAAAUUACCAAAUUAUACCAAACUAACCAUUGAAAAUACAUUAAAAGCUUAUGCUAAAAAAGUUGGUCCAAAAGCUACAGAAAAGAAAUGGGAAAUUGAUACUGAACAAUUGAAAAAAGCCAUGGGAGUUUGGUAA
Molecule: messenger RNA, 1596 nt
Organism: Hansenula ciferrii
Lineage: Eukaryota; Fungi; Ascomycota; Saccharomycetes; Phaffomycetales; Wickerhamomycetaceae
Gene: RLF2
Product: Rlf2p
Exons: 1
Coding region: 1-1596 (531 amino acids)
Source: RefSeq, a predicted model, not a curated record